Chelmon rostratus (copperband butterflyfish) is the source of this 740-nucleotide messenger RNA. RefSeq names its product synaptogyrin-3-like. Lineage: Eukaryota; Metazoa; Chordata; Actinopteri; Chaetodontiformes; Chaetodontidae. The transcript has 4 exons. The coding region runs from base 27 to 740 and encodes 237 amino acids. Gene Ontology annotation, cellular component: neuromuscular junction; synaptic vesicle membrane. The record is from RefSeq and is a predicted model, not a curated record.
GCGCCAGGCAGCAGAAAGCCGGAGGGAUGGAUCCAGCGGGCGCGUACGGCGCCGGGAAGGCCGGGAGCGUCAACUUCGAUCCGGUCGCCUUCUUCACGCAUCCCCGGACCGUCCUCAGACUGAUGUCGUGGGUUUUCUCCAUGGUGGUGUUCAGCUGCAUCGUGAACGAAGGCUACAUCAACAUUGGCAGCGAGCGUCUGCUCUGCGUCUUUAACAACAACGCUGAUGCCUGCAACUACGGCGUCACCGUGGGCGUGGCCUGUUUCCUCGGCAGCAUCUUUUUCCUCGUCCUGGACGUUUACUUCCCCUCCAUCAGCAGCAUCAGGGACAGACGGCGCGCUGUCCUGCUGGACCUCAUCUUCUCUGGUCUUGCCAGCUUCCUGUGGUUUGUUGGCUUCUGUUUUCUCGCCAAUCAGUGGCAGGCCACCUCUCCAGACGAGCUGCCGUUGGCCCAGGGCUCGGACGCCGCCCGAGCCACCAUCGCUUUCUGCUUCUUCUCCAUCCUCACCUGGGCUGUACUGACGCUGAGCGCACUGCGGCGCUUCUUAACCGGCAGCAACACGAACUUGUUCACAUGGCAACACCUGGACCCCGCCCCCAGCAACGCUCGAGCUACACCGUACCCUAUCGCCAACGGAGCUACCAUAGUAACCACCAACCCCUAUCAAGCCCCGCCCUUCACUGAAACCCUGGACCCCCAGAAACUCACACAGCAGAGACCCAUGGCCCCCGCCUUCUAG